UUCCGGAAGCAGGCAAAGCCUGAGCACAGGAUUGCUACAAGCCCUGGCCUUUCCACCCUCUCUGGGACUGUCCUGAAAGGUAAGGUAAACGUGCUACACUACAGGUCAUGCCAGCGCUCUGACGCCACAUUGUGUGCCGUGGGCCGCUUAGGGCGGUCUCCGCCCGCCUUCUGGGCACCACUAGGGCCCGCCGCCGAGGGCGUACCGCUCGGGACCCCAGCCGGAGUCUCAGAGGAGCGUUGUGCAGCAAGGCCAAGGGCACAGCCAGAGCUCCCAGAGUCCAGCCCCUAGGGUCGUCCUCCCCACCAGCCAGAGACCCGCCCACAGCCCGUAGAACGCCCCGCCUGCAGCCCGCCCCCGCCAUCUGCGCUCCGCUCCGCCGGCUCCCGAGCCUUCAGCCUUUGGUGAUUUCCAGGACCUAAGGUUUCGGUUUUAUCUUCGGGGCUGCUUCACCCGGAGACAGACAUCUGGCUUCUGUGAGUUUGGGGAGGAGUUCCUGGUCCCCUCGAGGUCCUGCCCCAUUGCCUGCUGAUGGUUGAAACACUGGACUGGUUUCCAACUACUCCACCCGUUCCAUCGCUAGUCCUCCGGUGGACGAUGGGAUGCCUUGUUUGUGGCUGUUCGUGCCAGAGCUUCCUAGCAGACCGUGCAGGGCUCCUUCAUUCCUAAACCCCACUGUGUAACGAAAAAAAAACAAAAAACAAAAAACAGAAAUGAGAACAGGCCCAACUGGGCUUGGCACUGAACUUGGCCACCUGGAGCUUCCGCUGCCCACUACAAGAUGUCAGCAAGGUUCAGGACAGGAGAGGCCUAAGGCUUCUUUGGCUUGUGACCUUCAGCAGAUGUCUGCCGCUUCCAGCAUGAGAGUCUUCUUGCCUGUGCUGCUGGCAGCCCUUCUGGGUGUGGAACAAGUCCAUUCCCUGAUGUGCUUCUCCUGCACCGAUCAGAAGAACAAUAUCAAUUGCCUAUGGCCGGUAUCAUGCUCCAGCACAGACAAUUACUGUAUCACGUUAUCUGCUGCCGCGGGCUUCGGGAAUGUCAACCUUGGCUACACCCUGAAUAAGGGUUGCUCCCCCACCUGCCCCCGUGAAAACAUCAAUAUUAACCUCGGUGUGGCGUCCGUGAAUAGCUACUGCUGCCAGAGCUCCUUCUGCAAUUUCAGCACGGCUGGCCUUGGACUUCGUGCUAGUAUCCCACUGCUGGGCCUUGGACUCCUGCUCAGCUUGUUGGCUGUGCUGCGGCUGAGCCCCUGACCGCCCCCAUGUGUUCCCCACAUCCCCCCAGCUCAGGAAGAAAAGCCCAGCUCCUUUUAGGUCCCAGGGGACCCUAGGAGCCUUCAGCUCCUCCUGGGUGUGUCUAGUUCCCCUUCACACUCUCUCAGCAUCAGGGCUAAGUACCAAAUUCACCCAUAUCUGCUCUGUUGAAAUGGUACUGGCUACCCUUGCUUCCAGAGCCAGUCUUAUAACCUCCUUUGGGGAACCAGGGAAGGGGUGAAGAUCUCCUUGGAAUCUCAAGAGUACAGAGUCAGCCUUGAGUCCUGAAGGCACAAUGACAAGGAUGUCUAACCCAAAUGAAUGUGCACCUGUGUUGCUCACGGUAUCCGUGUGUGAAUGAAGCCGCUAGGAUUCUGGGAUGGGUAAAGAAGACCUGAAAGAUUCUAGAGCAGAAGGCCUGUGUCUCCAUCAAAACCUCUUCCCCUGGAAUUACUGUACUCAUGUUGCAUUCCCUGUGCAGGAGGCUGCUCACAGAGGGCUGCCAUCCCUCCAGAUGAAGGCUCCAACCCCCAGAUCCAGUCCCUCCCUGCCCUCUCUGCCCGCACUGGCUUCCUGCUGCUAUUCUAGUGCCUCAAAUAAACUGUUCCCACCCGUU
Messenger RNA from Rattus norvegicus (Norway rat), 1869 nucleotides. RefSeq names its product lymphocyte antigen 6 family member E (gene Ly6e). Gene Ontology annotation, cellular component: plasma membrane; synapse. NCBI's taxonomy places the organism in Eukaryota, Metazoa, Chordata, Mammalia, Rodentia, Muridae. The record is from RefSeq and is a predicted model, not a curated record.